AUGCCAACUGCAGAAACAACUGCAUCCCCAACAACAACUGAAUCCCCCACUACAGAGCAAACAACUGAAACCUCAACAACUUUAGAAGCAACAACUGAAUCCUCAACAACUGUGGAAACAACUGAAUCCACAACUGCACAACCAACAAGAACUGAAUCCCCGACAUCUGCAGAAACAACUGCAUCUCUAACAACAACGGCAGAAUCAACAACAGCUGAAUCCCCGACUACAGAGCAAACAACAACUGAAAUCAUAACAACUUCAGAAGCAACAACUGAAUACCCAACAACUUCAGAACCAACAACAAGUGCAUCCCAAACAACGACUGCAGAACCAACAAGUGAAUCACCAACAACAACUGCAGAACCAACAACGACUGCAGAACAAACAAUUGAAUUAUUUACAACUACAGAACUAACAACAAAUGAUUCCCCAACAACUGCAGAGCCAAAAACUGAAUCAUCAACAACUGUAGAAUCAACAACUGAAUCCCUGAUAACUGCAGAACCAACAACAACUGAAUCCCCAACAACAACUGAAUCAUCAACAACUAUGGAAGCAACAACUGAAUCCCUGAUAACGACUUCAGAACCAACAACAACUGAAUCCCCAACAACAACUGCCGAACCAAUAAUAAGUGAAUUCACAACAACAAUGGCAGAAGCAAUAACUGAAUCCGUGACGACUACAGAACCAGAACCACCCACUGAAUCUCCAACAACUACAGAACCAAUAACAACUGAAUUACCAACAACUGGAGAACCAACAACAAGUGAAUCUGCUGAAAGCACAACUUCAGGUCGAUUACCAACAAUAGCUGAAACCACGAGUGCUGCACUUGUAACUGUGAUACCCACUGUAACUUCACAAGCUACUCAAAAUUCUGGAUCAACAACUACAUCUCAAGCUGGAUCCACACAACAAACCACCACUGCAGCAUUCACUGCUUCUACAAAUGCAGCAACUACAGGCCCAACCAUGGCUUCAACUCAAAGUACAGUUACUUCACCUGCAACAGGAGCAACAACAUCAGCAGCAAUGAGGACAACAGAAACUGCAACAACUCUAUCAGCAACCACAGCCGUAACACCAUUAUCCGGUGCAACAUUUGGUCCCACCUCAACUGCAGGUUCGACAACCGAAAAACAAACAAAAGCUACAACCUCUUCUGUGUCAACAGGAUCACCACCAACUGUAACGACAACUUCAUCUGUACUCGUAUCUUCUACUCUAGCUACCGCAUCAACAGCAAUUAUAGCAACAACAACUGCUUCAUCUAACCCAUCUGCUCCAAGCACAACUUCAGGGCCUUUACCAACAAUCGCUGAAACCACGAGUGUUGCAUUCGUAACUGUUUCUCCCACAAAUUCUGCAUCAACAACUGAAGCAUCUACAAAUUCAGAACCACCAAAUUCAGCAUCUACCACAACAGUUCCAAAUGCGUCGAUGCUUCCCACUACAUCUGCAGUUCUUGGCACAGCAACAUCACCAAUUACAACUUCUGUAUCAGCAACAGGUGUUGUACCAACUGCAACUUUAACAAGGACAACCACAGCACCGUCGUCUUCUUCCCUAUCAGGUACUGCUUCAUCAACAACUGCAGCAGUAACUGCUACAACAGCUUCAGGCACAUCUAAAACUACAGCACCACCUGCUACUUCCCUGACAACUGGGACUCUAUCACCUACAGAAUCAACUACGUCACGAAGCCCUACUUUAUCUCCAACUACCACUGCAGCGAAAAUCUACACGACAACUGCCACUGGAGCAACAACAGCAUCUCAGAUAACACCUCUAGAAAUAACAUCAAGCACAGUUCCAGUUACAACUACUUCUCACACAACAGCUGCAUCUCCAGCAACGACUACAUCUCAAACUGGAAAUACACCACAAACCACCACUGCAGCAUUCACGGCUUCUACAACUGCAGCAACUAGAGGCCCAACCAUGGCCUCAGCUCAAAGUACAGUUACUUCACCUGCAACAGGAGCAACAACAUCAGCAGCAAUGAGGACAACAGAAACUGCAACAACUCUAUCAGCAACCACAGCUUUAACACCAUUAUCCGUUGCAACAUUUGGUCCCACCUCAACUGCAGGUUCGACAACCGAAAAACAAACAAGAGUUUCGACCUCUUUCGUGUCAACAGGAACACCACCAACCGUAACGACAACUUCAUCUGUACUCGUAUCUUCUACUCUAGCUACCGCAUCAACAGCAUUCAUAGCAACAACAACUGCUUCAUCUAACCCAUCUGCUCCAAGCACAACUUCGGGUCAUUUACCAACAGUACCUGAAACCACGAGUGCUGCACUCGUCACUGUUACUCCCACAAAUUCUGCAUCAACAACUGAAGCAUUUACAAAUUCAGAACCACCAAAUUCAGCAUCUACCACAACAGUUCCAAAUGCGUCGAUGCUUCCCACUACAUCUGCAGUUCCUGGCACAGCAACAUCACCAACUACAACUUCUGUAUCAGCAACAGGUGUUGUACCAACUGCAACUUUAACAAGGACAACAACAGCACCGUCGUCUUCUUCCCUAUCAGGUACUGCUCCAUCAACAACUGCAGCAGUAACUGCUACAACAGCUUCAGGAACAUCUAAAACUACAGCACCACCUGCUACUUCCCUGACAACUGGGGCUCUAUCACCUACAGAAUCAACCACGUCACGAAGCCCUACUUUAUCUCCAGCUACCACUGCAGCGAAAAUCUUUACGACAACUGCCACUGGAGCAACAACAGCAUCUCAGAUAACACCUCUAGAAAUAACAUCAAGCACAGUUCCAGUUACAACUACUUCUCACACAACAGCUGCUUCUCCAGCAACGACUACAUCUCAAACUGGAAAUACACCACAAACCACCACUGCAGCAUUCACGGCUUCUACAACUGCAGCAACUACAGGCCCAACCAUGGCCUCAACUCAAAGUACAGUUACUUCACCUGCAACAGAAGCAACAACAUCAGCAGCAAUGAGGACAACAGAAACUGCAACAACUCUAUCAGCAACCACAGCUUUAACACCAUUAUCCGUUGCAACAUUUGGUCCCACCUCAACUGCAGGUUCGACAACCGAAAAACAAACAAGAGUUUCGACCUCUUCUGUUUCAACAGGAACACCACCAACUGUAACGACAACUUCAUCUGUACUCGAAUCUUCUACUCUAGCUACCGCAUCAACAGCAUUCAUAGCAACAACAACUGCUUCAUCUAACCCAUCUGCUCCAAGCACAACUUCGGGUCAUUUACCAACAGUACCUGAAACCACGAGUGCUGCAUUCGACAACAACAGCACCGUCGUCUUCUUCCCUAUCAGAAUCAACCACGUCACGAAGCCCUACUUUAUCUCCAGCUACCACUGCAGCGAAAAUCUUUACGACAACUGCCACUGGAGCAACAACAGCAUCUCAGAUAACACCUCUAGAAAUAACAUCAAGCACAGUUCCAGUUACAACUACUUCUCACACAACAGCUGCUUCUCCAGCAACGACUACAUCUCAAACUGGAAAUACACCACAAACCACCACUGCAGCAUUCACGGCUUCUACAACUGCAGCAACUACAGGCCCAACCAUGGCCUCAACUCAAAGUACAGUUACUUCACCUGCAACAGAAGCAACAACAUCAGCAGCAAUGAGGACAACAGAAACUGCAACAACUCUAUCAGCAACCACAGCCGUAACACCAUUAUCCGGUGCAACAUUUGGUCCCACCUCAACUGCAGGUUCGACAACCGAAAAACAAACAAAAGCUACGACCUCUUCUGUUUCAACAGGAACACCACCAACUGUAACGACAACUUCAUCUGUACUCGAAUCUUCUACUCUAGCUACCGCAUCAACAGCAUUCAUAGCAACAACAACCGCUUCAUCUAA
This is a messenger RNA of Lethenteron reissneri (Far Eastern brook lamprey), 3879 nucleotides long. RefSeq names its product mucin-2-like. Lineage: Eukaryota; Metazoa; Chordata; Hyperoartia; Petromyzontiformes; Petromyzontidae. The record is from RefSeq and is a predicted model, not a curated record.